Plasmodium falciparum 3D7 is the source of this 6063-nucleotide messenger RNA. RefSeq names its product putative WD and tetratricopeptide repeats protein 1 (gene WDTC1). The record is from RefSeq and is a predicted model, not a curated record. NCBI's taxonomy places the organism in Eukaryota, Apicomplexa, Aconoidasida, Haemosporida, Plasmodiidae.
AUGAAAUAUAAUUCACACCAAAAUGAUAAUGUAUACAAUGAUAUAAUAAAAUUAAAAUAUAAUAAAAACUAUUCUAAUUAUAUCCACCAAAAUGUUCAGUCUAAUAAAUUUUUCAUAAGUAGACUGAAAAAUACUAUGACCUUAAAUGGUCAUACAUCAUUUGUUAAUAGACUCAAAUGGAAUGAUGAUAAUCAUUUAUUGGCCUCAUGUGGAAGUGAUAGAAAAGUUUUAAUAUGGAAUAUAAAUUCAUAUAACUAUAAACCUAAGCCAAAAUGUAUAGUGAACACUAAUCAUGUAAGUAGCAUUUUUGGAGUCUCAUUUAUUGAUAAUGAUUUUGUUAUAACAGGUGCUAUGGAUAAACAAGUUCAUGUUUAUAAUAUUCACGAUGAUUCAUAUAAGGUCAUUCAUAAUUGUCAUUUAAAAACGGUAAGACAUAUUGCUACAAUUCCAAAGGAAAAUAAAAAUAUAUUUUGGUCUAGUUCAGACGAUGGUACUGUAAGACAAUAUGACACAAGAGAGAAGCAUAUAUGUGUAUCUCCAAAUUGCCGAAAUGUUAUAAUAAAUUUGAAUAGAAUUGGAGACCAAUAUUAUACCCAAAGAAAUCCUGAAGAAAGGUUAUACCAUAGAAUGAAAUUUCAAAGUCAUUACACGAAAAAUACAUAUGAACUCAUAAGAGCGAUGAAUGAACAAAAGUUUUGUAAUGUGAAUGUUCCCAUACAAGCUAGAUGUAUAGCUGUAAAUCCAAUUUUUAACAACUACAUUGGAGUAUGCUCUAACGAUAUGCUAUCGAGAGUUUAUGACAGACGAAUGUUAGGGAAGUUCUCAUUAAACGAAAAAAUGACUUUAAGGAGUUGUAUUCCUUCAGAUACAUAUUAUCCAAAACAUCUAUGGAAUUAUAUUGAUGAAGAAAGCGAUUUUAGGAUAAAUUAUCAUCUUUUUUAUAGUACAGAUUUAUGUUGGUCUAAUAAUGGUAAAUAUUUAGGUGUGACAUAUAAUACAGAACAUGUAUAUUUAUAUGAUUUUUUAAAUAAAGAAGAAGAAAGAAGUUUAAAUUAUAACAUUAUAGAUAAUGAUACUAAAUUCGACUAUAACAAAAGUUUUGAUAUAUUAUUUCCACCAUAUGAUAAUAAGGAUGUAUAUAUGUAUUGGAAUAAUAAAAAAAAUGAUAGAAAUAGGAUGAAAGAGUAUUUUGAUUAUAAUAAUAAUAUGUCAUUAAUACAAGAUAUUGAAAAAUCAGCUAUAUUAGCUUAUGAUAAUAAAGAAUAUUAUAAAGCAGAAUAUUUAUAUAACAAUUGUUUAAAUUUGUCAAGAAAUAAAAAUAUUAGAAAAAUUUUAUAUUGUAAUUUAGCUAUGGUUUUAAUACAAAGAAAAGCAAGAAAUGAUGGUUAUUUAGCUGAACAGUAUGCAUUAGAAGCUUUAAAAUUAGAUCCAAAUUAUUACAAAGCUGUAUAUAGAAGAAUUCAAGCAAAUAUUAUUAAUAAUAGAUUAAUAAAUGCUUACAGAAUUACAUUAUCAGCUUGUUCACAUUUUAAAGGUGUUGUCGAAUUUAUUUACUUAAGAAAAAAAAUAAGAAGAACAUUGUAUCAUAUUUAUAAGGAUAAAAUAUAUUCCUAUUGGAGAAAUCAAAAUAAUGACACUGAAGAUUCUAAGCAACCAUAUUAUUAUUCUACGAUAAAAAAACAAACUAGUAAAGUUCAACAAAAAGACGAAAAAGAAAGAAUCCAAGAUAAUUGUUCUGAAUUCUUAGAUAUAAGUGACAAUACUGCUUAUAGUUAUGAUAGUAUACGUACUGAUGAUAGUGAUUUUACGGAUGACCCUUAUGGAAGCGAUUACCUAUAUUGUUCAGAUAAAACUAGAAAGAUGAGUACUUUAGGAGAAAAGGAAAUAAAACAAAGAGAGAAAAAUUUGAACAUGGAAAGUAAAAAUGUGGAGAGUGUAUAUAUAGACAGCGUAAAUGUGGAGAGUGUAUAUAUAGACAGCGUAAAUGUGGAGAGUGUAAAUAUGGAUAGCCUAAAUGUGGAGAAUGCAAAUAUGGAUAGCAUAAAUGUGGAGAGUGUAUAUAUAGACAGCGUAAAUGUGGAUCGUGUAAAUCUAAUAAAUGAUAAAAGAAAAUAUAGUAAUCCCCAAAAUAGUGACCAUGUAAAUAUUGAGAAUGAUAGAAGUGAAACCACAUUUAAAGAAAUAAAAGAAGAUAAUGAUUUAGGAAAAAAAAAAGAAGAGACCAAUAAGUAUAAUGAAAACUAUAAGAUCAAUAAAAAGAAUAUAGAAAAAAAUGACACUUGUAAUAAUAAUAAUGAUAAUAAUAAUGAUAAUAAUUAUGAUAAUGUACUGAUGAUAAGUAAAAUGAAAAAAAUAAAAGAUAAGAAAAAAAAAGAAAGGGAAUUAAAAAAAGCAUUAUCUUUAAAAAGAAGAAAAAAAUAUACAAAUAUAAUUGAUAUUAUUGCUUCAGAAGAAUUAUAUAGUCUUCCAAAUUCUUAUCCUUUUUUCUUAAUAUAUUAUGUAAGUUUCUGUUAUAGAAAUUCUAUAAACGCAUGGAAUGGAUGGCCAUCUUUUAAUGAUUUAUAUAAAACCUAUAAUAUAUGCGAGAAAAUAUUGAAAGAAAAAAAAAGAAAAGAUAAGAAAGGAAAAAAUAACAAAAGUAUUAAAAGAAUUAAUUGUAACUAUGAAUAUAUUUUAAAACACAAAGAAGCCCAAAAUAUAUCUUAUUUUAAUAAAAAAGAUAAAAAGAACAUAUUAAAAAAUAAUUACUCAAACAAGUUUAUUAAGAAUAAUAUGUUAAAGGAUAGUUCCAAAAGAAAAAAAAUUCAUAAAUCAUCUCAAUCGGAUAUAUAUGAAGAAGAUAAAACAAUUAAAAAAAAUAAAAAAAAAUUUCAUUUGAACAAUAGUGAUGAUCAUAAUAUAGAACAUAUUUAUGGACAUAUAGAUGAAACAGAUAUUCUGGAUAACACUAAUAUAUAUGAUGAUGAUAAUAAUAAUAAUACGAAUGAUAUAACAAAAUAUAAUAAAAAGGGAAAAAACAAAAUAUCACACACACAAAAAAAAAAAAAUACUAAUACAAACACACACAUACAAUUUAACGAGAACAAAGAAAAGGAAAUAAAGACAUCAAAUAAUAUAUUGAAAGUUAAUGAAAGAAAUAAAGAUAUAUAUGAAGAUGUAAAAAGCGAUGAACCAAAGGGAAGAUAUGCAUGGCUAGAAGAAAAAUGUUUUACAGGGAAAAAAAAAAGAAAAUAUGGGAAGAAACAAAACACAACGAAUAUAAAAAGAAAUGCAUAUUUAAAAAAAAGAAGAAAGAGAAAAAAUUUAACAGAUGAUGAUAAUUAUAAUGAUGAUAAUUAUAAUGAUGAUAAUUAUAAUGAUGGUGACAAAGAUAAUGAUGGUGACAAAGAUAAUAAUAAUGAUAAUAAUAAUAAUAAUAAUCAAAAUAAUUAUUAUCUUCAUUAUGGUUUUAUAUCUGAUUUAUACAAUAGAACUCAUUCUCAUGACAAUGAUAAAGAAAGGAACAGAAAAGAAAAUUUAAAAAAGGAAAUUAAUUAUAUUUUAGAAGAAUUAACUAAAAAAAAUUCUCCCAAAAACUUAGUCAGAAUAAAUAUAUACCACGAAGCUUAUCACACUGUAACAAUGAAUCAAGUUUACGGAUACAAUGAAAGUUCUUUUGACAUGAACGAUGUAUCUUUGAAUGUUUCUGUAAACAACGAGAGGAAUAGUGUAAUUAAUGAGGAAACAUAUGAGAAUAAUGGAAAUUAUGAAUAUGCGGAUACAAGUAUAUAUAACGAAAGCAAUGUAUAUAUUAUGAAUAGUUGGGAUAAUAUGAAUUAUUCAGAAAAUUUUGUCAGUACAAAUAUUUCAGAUAAUACCUUGAGUAUAGGCCAUUAUAGCAAUACGGAUGUUACUAACAUUACAGAUAAUGUUAACAGUAAUAAUGAUGAUACUAAUGAUAAUAAUAAUGAUGAUACUAAUGAUAAUAAUAAUGAUGAUAAUAAUGAUGAUAAUAAUGAUGAUACUAAUGAUAAUAAUAAUGAUAAUAAUAAUGAUAAUAAUAAUGAUAAUAAUAAUGAUAAUAAUAAUGAUAAUAAUAAUGAUAAUAAUAAUGAUAAUAAUAAUGAUAAUAAUAAUGAUAAUAAUAAUGAUAAUAAUAAUGAUAAUAAUAAUUAUCAAAAUAAUUAUCAAAAUAAUGAUAAUAACCAAAAUGUGGAGGAAAAUAAAAUAAUUGGAAAAGUGGAAUCUGUGUCUCAGGAAUUAUAUAACAAUUAUAAAAUCGAUGAUAUUCAAUUUGGUAAUUACAUAGAUACAUUAUUAGUAGACAAUAAUUAUAAAAUUAAUAAUAAUAUGUUAGCUUCCUGUUAUGGAACUUCUAUUAGAAGUAACAAUACAUCUAAUUUAGGAAUAAAUAUGAAUCAAAAUACACCAUAUGAUGAUAGUUCUAUUAUAGUGGAUAGUCCAAUCACUAAAAAUUAUUAUCUAUACAUUAAUAAUUUUUAUGAUUUUGUUUAUAAUUAUAAUAAUAAUAAUAUCAUUAGAAAGAAUAUUAACCAUUCCAAUAAUAAUAAUAAUAAUAAUAUGUACAGAUUACAAAUGAACACAACAACUUACCACAAUUCAUCAAGCUACUAUAGUGAUAUAUCUGAUUGGAAUAAUAAUCAGAUACCUAAAAAUAAACUACACAAAAAGGGGUAUAAAUAUUAUUCUAAUGACUGCAAGGUAUGCAGUAAAAAAUAUAAUAAAGUGAAAGAACAAAAAGAAAAUAAAAGAAAAAAAAAAAAAGUAAAAAAAGAAGAAGAAAGAAAAUUUAGUGAUAAUGAAAAAAAAAAUUUUAGUGAUGAAGAAAAACAAUGGAAUGAUGUAAAAAAAAAAAUGUCUUCGUAUUAUAAAAAUGAAAAUGAUAUGAGAUAUUAUGAAAAGUAUAGGACGGGAAAAAAAAAGAAACAACAAAAUAAAGACUGUUUUUAUAAAAAGGAUAAAACUAAUAGUGAUGGUGAUAAUAGUAGUAAUGAUAAAAUAGGGGAUGAUGUAAAUCAUAAUAUUAUGGGAUUCUUUGAAAAAUCCUCUGGUAGGAAUGAAGACAUUUUAAAUAUAAAGAAGAAGAAGAAGAAGGAAAAAAAAAAAAAGGAUUCAAAUAAAAAAUCAGAUACUCUAGAAUAUUCUAAAAUGAAUAUAGAAAAUUAUAAUUUAAAAAGAAAUAUAAAGAAGAAAGAAGAAGAAAGUCAUGAUAUGUCAGGUAUAUAUAAAAGAUAUUUUGACAAAUCUACUAAUAAUAUUUCUCAACAUAAAGAAUAUAUAAUACAUGAUUCAGAUAAUCUAGUAUAUAAAAUCAAUGUAGAAGAUAUAGAUAAAAAUAAUAUGAAUAAAAUAAUAGCUUCUAAUGAAAAAUAUUUAUUAAAUAAUGGAGAAAUUGCAAAUUUUAAAUUUGACCCUUAUUCAAAUAUUAUGGAGACUGAUGAAUCAAAUAGUAGUAACUUAUCUAACGUAAGCUAUAAAUCGAGUUCAUCUUAUGAACACCAGUUUUAUGAUAGUUUUUAUAAUAAUAUUCAAUACGAGGACAGAAAAAAACACUCAAACAUUUAUGUAUUUAAAGAAAGAAAAAAAAUAAAAAAUUAUGUAGAAAAAAUUCAAGAUCCUUUAUGGGUUCCCAAAGGAACGUGCAAGAGGUUUUUGGGACAUUCCAAUACUGCAUGGGAAAUGAAGGAAUUAGCAUUUUGGAAUGAUGACGUUAUAUUGGCUGCUUCUGAUAAUGGCGAGGUUUAUUUUUGGAGUAUAAAAGAUGGAAAAUUAUUAAAUGUUAUAAGGAGUCAAGCGCGUCACGUAAAUUGUGUUCAAGUACAUCCACAAGGAACAUGUUUAGCCACAAGUGGUCUUGAAAAUUAUAUAAAAAUAUGGAAACCCCAUGACACUGUUGAAUUUGUUUUUGACAAAAGUGUUGAACAAAGGUUGUCUGAAAACCAAAAACAUAUAGAAUCGUCAUACAUGGGUUAUUAUAAUUUUAUUAAUUUUUCACCCGUUCUUCAAAAAGCAAACGACUAUAUGAAUUAUUUUGACAGCAUUUCUGACAACUCUGUUCAAUAA